UAAUGUGGGCAAAAGUAAACCCCAAACGGAUCACUUGCAUUAUAAUGUUCUGAAGCUUUUUUUUUUUAAACUCUUGUGUGUUUUGCAUGUUUUAUAAACUAGCACAAGCAGUCUUUUCUUUAUAAUAUAGCAAUAUAUUUUCAUCCUAUUAUUUUAGAAGAAGCCCCACUCUAUUGCCUGUAUCAUACUACUCUGUUGAAUGAAUUUCAUUUUUAUGCUUUUAAGGAAGUAGCAUGAGGAAUCUCUAGCACCCGUUUAGAUUUUAUCUUCUUGUAUGUUUUCUUACCUCUCCUGGUCUCCCAAACCAGUUGCCAGUAUCCACUUAAUUAUAUUUAUUUGAGGAUAGUCUCUAAGAAUAGUCCACUGUUUAUUUCAGACUGAAAGGGGAUUUUUUUUUCUACCUCUAAAAUGUCUUAGUGGAUGGUGGCUCCUGUUGUAUUCUAAGUACAGUUAAUUUAAGUUGGUGCUUUAGUAAAUGUUGAUUAGGAUUGAAAUGUGGAAAUCCCCACAGCACAUGUUUAUGAAAUAAUUUAUGAGAAUUGCCAUGAUUAAUCAUGCAGUAGGGCUUGAGGAUAAAAUUGUUUUAGAAAAACCAGUGGAAUGGGUCCUCUGUCACUGCAGCAUGCAGAUUUAGGUCUUGGGAUGAAUCUUCUCUCUACAAAAGUAUUUUAAAUAUACAAAUUUCCCUCAGCUGCAAAGCAAAGAAGAACAAUGAACCAAACAUCUUGCUGAGAAACUACCAAAACACAUUUCUAUGAUAAAGCGCACAAAGAACAGUGAUUAUCAGACAGCUGGAAAGUAAGACUAAGCUGUGCUUUUUAUUUUGGAAUAGGCAUCUCCUUAGAAGCUACAAUUGUAGGAUGCAGAAGGGAAGAGGAAGAACAAGCCGGGUCAGAAGGCGAAAACUUGUCCAAAGGAGAGGAGUAAAAGAGAGCCACAAACCUGAAUUUAUAGAGCUAAAGAAGUGGCUGAAAGAUAGGAAUUUUGAAGACACAAAUUUAACACCUGCUCAAUUUCCAGGUACUGGAAGAGGGCUGAUGAGCAAGCGAUCCCUGCGGGAGGGACAGAUGGUUAUUUCAUUACCUGAGAGUUGCCUGCUCACCACGGACACAGUGAUUCAAAGCUCUUUAGGAGCGUAUAUCACUAAGUGGAAGCCUGCUCCGUCUCCUCUGUUGGCUCUGUGCACCUUUUUAGUUUAUGAAAAGCAUGCUGGCAAUCGGUCUGUCUGGAAGCCUUACCUGGAUAUUUUGCCCAAGUCUUACACCUGCCCUGUUUGUUUGGAGCCAGAAGUGGUGAAUCUUCUUCCCAAACCUUUAAAAGCAAAGGUUGAAGAGCAGAGAACUUCCGUGCAGGAGUUCUUUGCUUCCUCCAGAGACUUUUUUUCUUCUCUGCAGCCUCUGUUUGAAGAGGCCAUUGAAAGCGUGUUCAGCUACAGAGCCCUCCUGUGGGCCUGGUGCACCAUCAACACCAGAGCAGUGUACCUGAGGACCAAGAGGCGGGCCUGCCUUUCCUCAGAGCCUGACACCUGUGCGCUGGCUCCCUACCUGGAUCUGCUGAAUCACAGCCCAAAUGUCCAGGUAAAAGCAGCAUUUAAUGAGGAAACUGGCUGUUAUGAAAUUAGAACGGCCUCAAGUUGUAGAAAACAUGAAGAAGUGUUCAUCUCUUAUGGACCUCAUGAUAACCACAGACUGCUUCUGGAAUAUGGAUUUGUUUCCUACUGCAAUCCUCAUGCUUGUGUCUAUGUCUCAAGAGAAAUGCUUGUUAAGUAUCUUCCAUCAACAGAUAAACAGAUGAACAAAAAGAUUUCCCUUUUAAAGGAUCAUGGAUUUCUGGAAAAUUUAACAUUUGGGUGGGAUGGACCAUCAUGGAGGUUACUCACGGCUCUGAAGUUGCUCUGUCUGGAAGCAGAAAAAUUUACUUGCUGGACGAAAGUACUUCUUGGGGAAGUAAUUUCAGAUACAAAUGAGAAGACAAGUUUGAACAUAGUGCAGAAAAUAUGUUAUUAUCUCAUAGAAGAGACUACUGCUGUGCUUCAAAAGGUUUCUCACAUGAAGGAUGAAAAAGUGUCUCUGAUAAACCAGCUUGCGUUAGUGGAAAUGUUGUGGACAGAAGAGCUGAAGAUUCUCAAGGCCUCUGCUGAGACCCUCAGCAGUUUGCAGACCACUGUUGUCUGACUUGCACUAGAUGUGUUUGGUCACCUCCUAUGGCGGGUGCUACUGAAACCUUUCUCAAGCCACAGUUGG
This is a messenger RNA of Octodon degus (degu), 2243 nucleotides long. It is a transcript of the gene Setd4, whose product is annotated as SET domain containing 4. The coding region runs from base 861 to 2174 and encodes 437 amino acids. The record is from RefSeq and is a predicted model, not a curated record. NCBI's taxonomy places the organism in Eukaryota, Metazoa, Chordata, Mammalia, Rodentia, Octodontidae. Gene Ontology annotation, molecular function: protein binding; transcription coactivator activity; histone H3K4 methyltransferase activity. The transcript is spliced from 10 exons. Gene Ontology annotation, biological process: positive regulation of transcription by RNA polymerase II; peptidyl-lysine dimethylation; peptidyl-lysine trimethylation.